This is a messenger RNA of Acytostelium subglobosum LB1, 2283 nucleotides long. RefSeq lists its product as hypothetical. NCBI's taxonomy places the organism in Eukaryota, Evosea, Eumycetozoa, Acytosteliales, Acytosteliaceae. The transcript is spliced from 3 exons. Gene Ontology annotation, biological process: protein homooligomerization. Gene Ontology annotation, molecular function: protein binding. Bases 1 to 2283 code for a protein of 760 amino acids. The record is from RefSeq and is a predicted model, not a curated record.
AUGUCAACAGACACUGGCAGUAGCUCAAGGAGCUUGGUCAAGUUAAACAUUGGCGGCACAAAGUAUCUUACAACACGCGACACUCUGUUGAGUGCACAGAGCACAUUCUUUACAGCUUUGUUGAGUGGAAGUUGUGGAAAUGCGAUGGACAGCGACGGCCACUACUUUAUCGAUAGAGAUGGAGACAUCUUUGCACAUAUAUUGAGCUACAUGCGCACGGGAUACUUCAACGCCAGCGAUCACAUACAACAGAGACGCGCACUGAUAUACCGCGAAGCAGACUUUUACGGAAUACGUUCACUAAUCUCGUUGCUGGAACCGGCAACAUGUUCAGCCGGCGGUCAUCACUUUGUGGCCUCCAUCACCACACGCGAGAAUCGCUCGCCCAUAACCAACGCCAUCACCAAGGCCAACUUCCUAAUCAUAACCUAUGCCGAUGGUGCCAUUGAAUGUUGGGUGUACAAAGGACUAUCUUAUCACUGGGCUCUGUUCUUCACGCUGCAUAGCAAGCUGCCACACCUCAAUGGACUGGUGCUGUCAAUCACAAAGAACAAAUACAAUGAAGUUGCCAAUCUGAUACUUUGUGGAUUCACCAAAGACAAGCAAGUGGCACUCUGGAAGAUCAAAGUGGAAUACAUUCAGUUCCAGGCUAUGAUUAUCAGGGAACAUGUAUUUAGCGUCGAGCAUUACAUCCACUUCAUUCAUUUCUUGGUCAAUGGUUACUUCUUAGCCAUCGUAUCAAAGCUUGGCAAGUUGACAAUUGUGGACAUUGCCAAUGAUCAACAGACACCAACUCCUGGAGUGGCGCCACUCCUACAAGCUCUACAGCCACAGACAACUCAGACAACACAGUCCCAACAACAACAACAAUUGCCUCCACUUCAGAUGAAGACAUUGACAAUCGAUCAUCAGGUGACAGCCAUCGCAGACAUUGAGUACUCUUUGUACUUGGGAUGUAGUAAUGGCACGGUCAUUGAGCUCAAACAGAACAUUAGGGACAACUGGGACUGGAAACUCGAGGAAGUUUACAAGCUCAACAACGUCGAGUAUCUUCACAACCCGAUGUUUGCAUCGCCCGCCAACUCUGAGGGCAUGAUCAUUGGCCAGAAACUGCGCAACUUGGACUUAGGCCUUGACGAUCAUUCAUCUGGCGGCCCGCCAAUCCCUCACACACGCACCGCCUCCAUGCCCGACGACGGCGAGCUUGUCAGCGCAGAGUCACUGCUGCGCACAUUCGAUCAUUCCUCACCCGACAAGAUCAUCACGUGCAUCUCAAUCGCCAACAUUCAGCUGGGCGCCGUAGGUAACGGCCGCGCAGCAAUGGUCAUUGGCACACUUGAGGGCACAGCCCACCUUUGUUUCCGAGCGACACGCGGCCGCACCGACCCCUACAUGCCAGGCGCCAAGAUGGUCAUCACCGAUGCCGGUGCCAAGCUGCAUGGCACCACACACCAACUCGACCCGAUCACCAGCGUCGUCGUAUCUGGCGGCAACGAGGGCGUGUUCAUCACCGCACACACACAACAGCGACUCACCAAGUCAUGGCAGUACAAGUACACCAACCCCACCUACCCUCACAUGAUCAAGUGUCUGAGCGUGCACUCAUUGGUCGCCAGCAACGGCUUUGCAGCCCCCGCCUACGCCGACAUUGCCAAGUUCAAGUGCUUCCACCACCUGCACUACGCGACGCCCAAGUCACAGGGCAUACAUGUGCCGCUGCUCAAUCACACCAACUCAUUCCAGUCGUCCACUGUCUCGCAGGAUGGAUCGUCAUCUGGUUCGCCCACCAACGGUGGCCACCAUCACUUCAUCAAUGGCACAAUCAAGAAGAACUCAUUGGCUUCACAACAUCGAUCGUCGUCGGGCAGCCACAACACUGGCGGGGGGACGACAGGAGGCAGCGGCGGGUCCAGUCCCCAAAUCACACCCAACUUCACACCAGAAGAGCCGGACAAUCCGCGAUUGAGUGUUUCGCCCUACAACCAGGUGUAUCUGAGUACGGGCGAACCAGGUGGCAGUCGCGAGUUGGUCGUCUACGCGCAGAGCCAUCGAAGACUAGGUGAAGCGUUGCCAACCAAUGUCGAGCUGGGCACGGCAAUGACCAUGCCACUGGCACGUAUCCCACUGAUUGACAGCACGCCCAUCAUCAAGGUGCUCACCGUCACGUUUGGUGGCGUCGACCCUGUGCUCAGCGACCUAGCCUACCUCAUGUUGACCAUCCACGAGUCCAAUGGUGUCUACUGUUGGGAUCUGCGAGAUAUCGAUGACUCAUUCGCAAAGUGA